GGUAUCCGUGCGCGGAGGUAAACACAAGGGCGGAGCAAUGCGGCUGACGAAUUAGUUGGUGGCCAACGUGUAUGUAAAGAUGCUCUGAACUCAUAAAGUUUCAAAAUUAGCCGUGCGCAAACAAGAGUGAAGUUUUCACGUAGACUUACAAGUCAAGAGUGCAUUUUAACUAGAAAAAUACGUGUUAGUCAUAGGUGUUUGCAAUUACCGUUUGGGUCUAUUUGUACUUUAGCUGGCACAUGGAACAAACUACACAAAAGUGGAUUUCCACGAAAAUUAAAGAGGAUUUUAAACAGCGGAGUCUUUUAUUUUAAGAGUUGUUGCAGAGUAAUCUACAAAAAACUGUACGUUCAUCUAAAUAGGAGGCGAUUUUGAGGAGUGUGUUUAGUUUGUUUCGAGUUUGAAUGGCGCGUGCAAUAGAUGACAAAGAAUGGCAACGUUUUUUCUAAGAGUACUGUUUGUUUGCGCGUCAGAAAGAGAAACGGUAUAAAAUUGGCCGCAACAAGCGGUAAAUAUUACCUUUGCUUUGUCCUUUUAACACGUUUGUUCUAAGCUACAAAUGAGUGAACAUGCUGACUUCGUCUCUAGAUUUUUGAGCGGAUGUGGUCUCAGCCUAAGAGCAGUCACGUCACGGUGAGUGUGUGUAUGUGCGCGUGUGUGUGUUGAUUGUUCGUGUUGUUCGAGUGUUGCCGGACUCGGGGAGUAACGAACGGACAGACCGUGUUGCGGAUCCCAGGAAGUUCUGUCUCAGCUUUGCCGAGCGACUCGAUUCUGCUCCGGAACCGGACCUGCAGGAUGACCCAGCAGGGCCCGGCCGAGUUUACCCCACCGCCGGAGUGCCCGGUGUUCGAGCCCAGUUGGGAGGAAUUUAAAGACCCGUUUGCGUUUAUCAAUAAAAUCCGACCUAUCGCCGAGAAAACCGGGAUCUGCAAGGUUCGACCGCCUCCGGACUGGCAGCCCCCAUUCGCAUGUGACGUCGACAGACUUCAUUUUACUCCACGGAUCCAGAGGCUAAAUGAGCUAGAGGCUCAAACCAGAGUCAAACUCAACUUCUUGGAUCAGAUCGCCAAAUUUUGGGAUCUACAAGGAUGCACGCUCAAAAUUCCCCACGUGGAGAGGAAAAUCCUCGAUUUGUACCAGCUCAACAAAUUGGUUGCAGAUGAGGGUGGGUUCGAUUUAGUUUGUAGAGAGAGGAGAUGGACCAAGAUCGCCAUGACGAUGGGUUUUGCCCCAGGCAAAGCUGUGGGCUCCCACCUGAGAGCCCAUUACGAGAGGAUCCUGUACCCGUACAACCUCUUUCAGUCUGGGACAAAUCUGCUGGCUCCUGAAUUUGCAGUCAAACUGACAGGUUUUGGGGAGCCUCCUGUGCUGGAGGAGUGUCUGCAGAAGCCUGGGGAUGAGGUGAAUGACAUUGACAAAGAGUAUAAACCCCACGACCUACUGCAGAGGCAAAAUGUUCCACUUCAGCCUAGCAACACGAGCGCACCGGCUAGACGAGCCAAGAGGAUGAAAACAGAGUCUGGCUGUAUUAAGUCAGAGGAAGGUGAGGGGGUUGAGAACAAGCCAAAUCUCAGGAGGAGGAUGGGUUCUUUCGUUGUCAAGACUGAACAAAAAAAGGAGAUCCCUAUACAGGUGAAAGAGGAACCUGUGGAGAUAAAAGAGCUGAAUCCUGAACCGGAGAAAAGCAAACCGAAGAAGAAAAACAUCCCCCCUCCUCCAGUCAGCAUGGUGGACCUCUAUGUGUGUUUAGUGUGUGGAAAGGGAAACGACGAGGAUCGGUUGUUGCUAUGCGACGGUUGUGAUGACAGCUACCACACAUUCUGCUUAAUCCCGCCCCUAACCGAUGUUCCGAAAGGUGAUUGGCGGUGCCCUAAAUGUCUGACUCAGGAGUGCUGUAAACCUCAGGAGGCAUUUGGCUUCGAGCAAGCACACAGAGACUAUACUCUCAAAGCCUUUGGGGAAAUGGCAGACUCCUUCAAGUCAGAUUAUUUCAACAUGCCUGUUCAUAUGGUACCCACUGAAUUAGUGGAAAAAGAGUUCUGGAGGUUGGUCGGCACCAUUCAGGAGGAUGUGACAGUGGAAUAUGGCGCUGACAUUGCCUCAAAAGAGUUCGGAAGUGGGUUUCCAAUCAAAGGUGGAAGAUUUAAGAUUGCACCGCACGAUGAGAAAUAUCUUCAGUGUGGUUGGAACCUGAACAAUAUGGCAAUGAUGACACCAUCAGUGCUGACACACGUCACUGCUGAUAUCUGUGGAAUGACUUUGCCAUGGCUGUAUGUGGGCAUGUGCUUCUCAUCGUUCUGCUGGCACAUUGAGGACCACUGGAGCUAUUCCAUCAACUACCUGCACUGGGGAGAACCUAAGACCUGGUAUGGUGCUCCGGGUUUUGCUGCUGAGCAGUUGGAAGCCGUCAUGAAGAAACUGGCCCCAGAACUAUUUGAUUCUCAGCCCGACCUUCUACACCAGCUUGUCACAAUCAUGAAUCCUAAUACACUCAUGGCCCAUGGAGUACCAAUUUACAGAACCAAUCAGUGCGCAGGAGAGUUUGUCAUUACUUUUCCGCGAUCCUAUCACAGUGGCUUCAACCAGGGCUUCAACUUUGCAGAGGCUGUGAACUUUUGCACAGUGGACUGGAUGCCACUGGGGCGUCAGUGUGUGGAUCACUACCGCCAGCUGCAUCGCUACUGUGUGUUUUCUCAUGAUGAGAUGGUGUGUAAUAUGGCCAUGAAGGCUGACUGUCUUGAUGUGGUUCUGGCGUCAGCCGUACAGAAGGACAUGCAGCUCAUGAUCAAAGAAGAGAGAGAGCUGCGGGAGAAAGUCCGUAAGAUGGGGGUGGCCCAGUGCGAGUUGUUUCAAUAUGACUUGCUGGCAGAUGAUGAGAGACAGUGUGUGAAGUGUCGCACCACCUGUUACCUGUCUGCUCUCACCUGUCCCUGCAGACCAGGAGUCCAGGUGUGUCUGUACCACACCCACGACCUCUGCUCCUGCCCUAUCUCCAACUACACUCUCAAUUAUCGUUUCACACUGGAUGACCUUUACCCGAUGAUGAACGCUGUGCGGCAGAGGGCAGAGUAUUACGAUGAUUGGGCCUCAAGAGUGACAGAGGUCAUGGAAGCAAAGCUAGACAAGAAACGCAAUGUCACUGUGUUUCGCACACUUCUGGAGGAGUCCAAUGAGCAGUCGUUCCCAGAGAAUGACCUGUUACGUCAGCUGAGGCUGGUUACUCAAGAUGCUGAGAAAUGCUCGUCUGUUGCCCAGCAACUGCUAAAUGGCAAGCGGCAGACCAGGUACCGCACAGGCAAGGCUAAAUCUCCUAAUCAGCUCACAGUGGAGGAAAUGAGAUCAUUCGUCCGCCAGCUUUAUAACCUCCCCUGCAGCCUGACACAAGCACCGCUUCUCAAGGAGCUGCUUAACAGCAUAGAGGAUUUCCAGCAGCACAGUGAGAAGCUUCUAUCUGAUGAAGUGAGCGCAGAUGCAGUGAGCGAGAUCGAGUCUUUGCUGGAGGAAGGCUCUCAGUUCGAUGUGUUUCUUCCGGAGCUGCCGCUGCUACGGGAGCGUCUGGAACAGGCUCGAUGGCUCACCGGAGUUCACCAAGCAGAGGAUCCCGUAGCAAACCCCUGCGGUCUCUCUCUGGAGAGCAUGCGGAGGCUGAUCGACCGAGGGGUUGGACUGACGCCUCAUCCCUCCAUAGAACGCAUGAUGGCUCGAUUGCAGGAGCUGCUUACCGUCUCAGAGGAGCUGGAGGAGAAUGCGCAGGCUCUGCUGAAGGCCAGACCUCCAGAGAGUUUAGAGACACUCUGCUCCAUGUUGACUCAGGUGGAAGGUGUACCUGCAUACCUACCAAACUGCCUCCUACUACAGGACACAGUGAACAGGGCUAAAGAAUGGCUUCAAGAAGCAGAGAGUUUACAGGUGGGAGGUCAGGUGCCGGUUUUCAGCUCGCUCUCUGAUAUGGUUCUGAGAGCUCAUUCUAUUCCUGUGCGACUGGAGCCCCUGGACCAGCUGGAGGUUCAGGUAUCAGAGGUGCAGUCCUGGAAGGAGACGGCAGCUAAAACCUUCCUAAUCAAGAGCUCCCCCUUCACGCUGCUGGAGGUCUUAUGUCCUCGAUGGGAAAUGGGCAGCUCUUUGAAAAAGAAGAAGAUGAGAAAGAUGAAGGGCGACUGUGUGUCAUCAGGGAAGAAGAAGUUUGUGAAGCUGGACAGUAUGAGUGACGUCGAGAGAGCACUUUCAGACAGUAAAGACUCUGCAUCUGCUAUGUUUACUUUGGCUGAGGUGCGUUUAAAAGAGCUGGAGUCACUCUGCUCUCUGCGUGCAUCGAAUGAAUCCAAGCUCCUGCCCACAGCCGACUGCGCCUCGCUCAAAGUGUGUGUGUGUCAGAAACCAGCCAUGGGCGCCAUGCUGCAGUGUGAGCUGUGCCGGGACGCUUUCCACAGCGUGUGUGUGCGGGGUCCCUCAGACCCCCUGGACCCUGAAGCGUGGCUUUGUCCAUUAUGCCUGAGGUCGACCAAACCGCCUCUGGAUAAGAUCAGGAGCCUGCUGUCUUCACUGCAGCGGAUCCGCGUGCGCUUACCUGAAGGCGAUGCUUUACGUUAUAUGAUCGAGCGCAGUGUGAGCUGGCAGCGGAGGGUGCGAGAGGUUAUAGACUCUUAUGGGCUCUCGUCAACCUCUCAGGAUGGCAGAGGAGCUUCACCUUCACAGAACCUUUACAGGAGCACUGGCCACAGCAGGAAGCUGCAGCUGUGUGGCUCUCCAUCUCGGUGUCAGGACUGGGCAGUUUCAGGGCAGGAGCAGACGGUGUUUUACACAGAACAGCGCUGUAUUCCUCUCCAGGGUCUCAGUCCAGAGCUGGAGGAGCUGAUGGUGGAGGGUUUGGUCCUGCAGGUUUCUUUGCCUGAGACCCAGCAGCUCUACAGGCUUCUGCUGUCUGGCCCGCCAACCACAAACACGUCCCACGCAGAACACAAGUCCUACCUCACACCACCACAGACAGAGACAGAUGCAAUCACUUCAGCAGAAAAGAAAGCCAAGCGGCGAAUGAACCGAGACGAGGUGGAUAUCAGGGAAAGAGGGACGAAGCUGAAAAGCAAGAAGCAGAGGAUGAUGGGUGUGGAGAAGCGGAGAGAGAGGAAAGCAGCGUCAGUCUCUGCGUCAGACAUGUCUCAGUCAGAAGACUCAGAGGAGGACAUGACUCUGUGUCCUGCAGAGAGCUGUCUCCAGCCUGAGGGAGAAGAGGUGGACUGGGUGCAGUGUGAUUGCUGUAACCGCUGGUUUCAUAUGAUUUGUGUGGGAGUCUCAGCAGAACUGGCAGCCGAGGAGGAUUACAUGUGUGUGAGCUGCAGCACAAGUCACAUGGACCGCCGGAAGUGAGACGUUCUCCCACCCCUCCGCUUUUCUCGGAUGUGUAACUGACCCCUCCCGUUCCCUAACCUAUGACCUCUGACCUUUGUAACAACGGUGCUAUUUUACUCUUUUUGUUGGACUCUGUCCUGAAUGAUACUCUUUGGUCACCUUUUUUUGUAUUUUUACAGAUCUUCUCCUUCUGUGGAACUGUUUGUGAUCGUCUAAAUCAAUGCUAAAUAUGCUCAAUGCUGAAUGAAUAUAGCGGUGCAUGGGGUUUGUGUUGGGGUUGUUUUCUGGCGUGGAGGAGUGACGCUCUGGAAAGGUCGUCUCUUCUGCAUGCACGACCGGAAACGCCCCGGCACAGGACAAACCGACAGUUUUCACCAAAUACAAUAAAGAAUAAAUACAGAGAGAUUAUUUUUUUGGAAACUAUGGCCGUUUCAGUACACAUCAUGCAUCUGGGAUUUUCUCCGUUGUGUCGUUUUAUUUCCUUUUUUGUAGAUUAGUUUUAUUUAUCGGAGCAAUAAUGUCGUUUGUACGUUUCUGGAGGUUUCGGCGGUCUCAGUUGUGUUGGGGAUUUUUAGAGAUGGUGGUCAGAUAUUCAGGAUAUGUAAUGGACACACACACAUACACACGUCAUACUUGUAGCAGACAGAAGAGUGUAAUGAACUGCCACAAAACCUGCUCAAGCCGUUCUGAAGGGUGAGGGUGGGGGUGAUGGGGUUUGGGGUUUGAUUAGCUUGUUAAAAAAAAAAAAAGUCCCAAUUUAUAGUGUGGAAUAAAACUCUUUGUUCUAAUAUCA
Danio rerio (zebrafish) is the source of this 6139-nucleotide messenger RNA. Lineage: Eukaryota; Metazoa; Chordata; Actinopteri; Cypriniformes; Danionidae. The record is from RefSeq and is a predicted model, not a curated record.